Molecule: messenger RNA, 982 nt
Organism: Lycium barbarum (goji berry)
Lineage: Eukaryota; Viridiplantae; Streptophyta; Magnoliopsida; Solanales; Solanaceae
Exons: 1
Coding region: 145-702 (185 amino acids)
Source: RefSeq, a predicted model, not a curated record
AUAAUGCAAUUAAACAGUUCAUAGAAUUAAAUUAGCUAAAUGCUCAUUUCUACUACUAGUAUAUAAAGACCAUCUCUCGAUCGCCUCUCUACAAUCAGAACAUCUAGCUAGCUGUAAUUUAACAAAAUAAUACAAGGGAGAGAAAUGGAAUCGAGCCGCAAGCGAUUCGGGCUCACCAAAAGGAAGCUGGUGAAGUCUUUGUACCGAGCAGCAGCAGCACCUAAACCUUCUCCAGCGAUUCAAUAUGGGAGCAGUAGCAGUAGGGUCCCAAAUUAUCCCUCCGAGGGCUUCGACGUGAAUCAAGUAGACCGUCCUUCAACUAUUCAUCAUCAUCAUAAUGAUCAUCAGCAGCCAAAGCAAAAUCUGGUCCCUUAUAAUCCAAAUAGUACUACCUUCUCAUCAAGUAGUGCGGGAGUAGAUUUCAUAAUGAACCAGGAGCAAGUAACCAUUCCACACAAGCCCAAAAUUUCAUUUUACAUUUCACCCACGCCCGAGAGUACUGAUCGAGAGUACUCUAACAGUAGUACUACUGCUACUACUUAUAGUAAUUAUGCCAAGGUUGACAACGAAAACGUAGAUCUAAAAGCAGCGAACUAUAUAUCAAGUGUUCAGGAGCGUUUUAGGCUUGAACGUAUCAACUCUGAACGGAAGGCGCACUACUUUUCACAUUCUCAAGAGCCUGUGUUGCAGCUUCAGCAGUAAGCUGUAGCCUUGAUUAAUGAUUGUUAUGCACCUAUGCAAGCAUGUUAAUUAGUAUAAUCGUUUUAGCACUGUGCCUAAAGUAUUAGACUACUGUUCUUCUUAUUAGGAGUAGCGAUAUAAUUUUAAAUUACAUACUUCAUCUGAGCAAAUAUAUAUUGAUUAAAAAAAAUUGAAGUACUCCCUUUGUUCCAUUUUGUUAGCUACUAGUAUUAUUUUAUUAGUCCGUUCCAAAACAAUACUAGUAAUACAUUUAUAUAUUUUCUUAAUAAGAAACUUUUGA